Molecule: messenger RNA, 768 nt
Organism: Lasiosphaeria miniovina
Lineage: Eukaryota; Fungi; Ascomycota; Sordariomycetes; Sordariales; Lasiosphaeriaceae
Exons: 3
Coding region: 1-768 (255 amino acids)
Source: RefSeq, a predicted model, not a curated record
AUGUUUAAAUGGUAUCGCGAUGCGGCAAAAUGCUAUGUCUAUCUCGCAGACGUCCUAGCCCGCAAGCGGGAUGCUGAUGGCAACUUGGAAUGGCGGCUGGGUUUUCCAAAAUGUAGAUGGUUCUCCCGUGGAUGGACCCUCCAAGAGCUUAUUGCCCCAGCAAGCGUCGAAAUCUUUUCUAGAGAGGGCGAGCGUCUGGGAGAUAAGAAGUCUUUGGAGAAGGAAAUUCACGAUAGGACAGGGAUUCCUCUCAGAGCCCUCCAGGGUAACCCUCUGUCUGAUUUUAGCGUUGACCAACGAAUGGUAUGGAUCGAGAAGCGCGAGACACGGUACGAGGAAGACAAGCUGUGGUCCGGUGGCCUGCGGGACCCGUGCGAUGAUAAGGAGCGUAUUGAGCUGGCAAAAGGCGGCCUGCUGGCUGACGCUUACCGCUGGGUCUUCGACAACCCCGACUUCAAGAAAUGGCAGCAACUUCCGCAAAGUCGCCUGCUCUGGAUCAGGGGGGACCCCGGCAAAGGCAAAACCAUACUCAGUCUCGAGCUGAACGCUGAAUCUGUCACCGCCGCUGUCGAAGCAUUCAUUCAAAACAAGGUCCUACAUCUCUCAAGACGAAAAAGCUACAAUGAAGCAACAAGGAAUGAAGUACAUGAAUACCUCUCGUCCAACGCGAACGGGACCUUCCUCUGGGUGGCCUUGGUCUGCCAGGCACUUGCCGAUCCGAAAGUUCGCAGCUGGCAGACGCUCGAUAAAUUACAGGCAUUCCCCUAA